GAAAUAAAUACUAGUGCAGUUCAUAUGUUUUUGUAAACCACAUUAAUACAAAUUUUCAAUGAUUUGGCAGAAAAAAAAUGGAAAAAAUUAAACGGAAAAUUCAAAUUGACUUAAAUUCCGCGCUCAAACUUUCACUCGCCGAUACCUAAAUAUAGUAAAUUUUCUUUUUUUCCCAAUAUUUUGUGUAAUAAAGAAAGAAGAUUUGGAUUUUUUCAACCGCCAAAAUAGAAAAUGUUUUAAGGGAAAGAAGAACAGGAGACGUUUUUUUAGGGUUUUUUUUAUGCAUUUUGAUGACUUCCGACGGGAUGAAACAGCAUAUGUUUCGACUCGGAUUGGAUAGGAGGUAAUCGAGUUGUUAUCGUCGGCUAUCGCUUUGCAUGACGUCUGCCUUCGAGGGUGUAAGUUGUUUUUGUCAUUGUAUUAUUUGUGUAUUUUAUGGUUUAACCUGGGGGAAAAAAAAACCGAUUGGACUGAAAAAAUGGAUUUGGACCGGCCUUUAGAGAAUAGCGCCGAAGGAGAUAAAAGCGCGAUCGAAUCUUUCUUACAAGGCGAAAGAGGGGAUGUCCCUCAUCAGAAACCCGCUGAUGAGUUCAAAUCGGAAGAAAACCGGUCUGAGGGGGAGAGCAAAACGGACGAGGAACCGCAGCCGAUGCAACCUGAACCCGAGUCCGAACCCGAACCCGCAGAAAAAGAAGAAUGGAUGGACAUUUUGGGCAAUGGUCAGUUGAAAAAGAAGGUGCUGAAGCCGGGCGAACCGGAUUCCAGGCCUACGAAACCGGACGUGUGCGAGAUCUCUUUCGAAGGAAGACUCGAAGAUGGUACGGUCGUCGACAAAGAAGAUAGGAUCGAAGUUUUCUUAGGCGACAAUGAUACCGCUCAAGGCAUUGAUUUUGCUCUUGCUCUUAUGGACAAAGGAGAAGAAGCCGAAGUGGUAAUCGCUUCUAGAUUCGCUUACGGCUCUCUCGGUAGAAAGCCGGACAUCCCGCCGGAUGCGGUCCUCACGUAUCGAUUGACCCUACACAACGUGAGACAAGAGCUCCCUGUGCAAGAACUUGACAUCGAGAAGCGGAUAGCGAUCGGACUGAAGAAAAAGGAAAGGGGCAAUUGGUGGUAUACGAGAGAUGAGCACACUCUGGCGAUUCACUCAUACCGCAGUGCUUUAGAGUACCUUGAUGAUACGGACAUCCCUGGCAGCCCCGAUGAAUCGAGAGUACACUUUCUCUUAGAUGAAAGGCUGAAGACAUACAACAACUUAGGAGCAUCCCAAAUGAAGAUAUCUGCUUAUGACGCAGCCUUAACCUCCUUUGGUCAUGUUCUAAGCAGUCAGCCCACGAAUAUCAAAGCGAUCUUCAGAAAAGCUAAGAUCCUGAAGGUGAAAGGCGAAUUGGAGGAGAGCAUCGAAGUCGUGCGGCAUGGUCUCACUGUCGAUCCAGGGGACAAGAGCCUCCAGCAGGAACUCUCCUUGCUUCUGGCGGCACAACGGAAAGAUAAUACCAAACAGAGAAACCUUUACAAGAAAAUGAUGGGAAAUAGCACUCAAGACAAUGGGACUGAGAAGAAGAAACAAAAGUCAUCCAAUUACGGAACAAUAACUUUGAUCGCUGUUGUCAGUUUCGCUGUGGCUGCCAUUGGUGCGGUUGUAGUGAGAUACAAAAUUACAUAAAAGACAGCUUUAUAAAUAAAAUACUAGUAAUAUUUUUUUCCUCUAAAUUCACUGUACAACUUUUGAUUUUUAGUCUUAUGCUAAGUUUUGUUUACGGUUUUGUACUGUUCAUUUUUAUAGUGCUGAGUUGCAUUAUUGACCUUUUCCUUUCACAUAUACAUUUCUUUUUAAAUAUACUUUUUAUUGUGAAGAGUGUUACCAUUAAUUUUUACAAGCUCAUUUAAUGAGUACAGUUAAGAAUGUUAAUUGUUGAGAAGAUAUUGCAUUCCUUUAUUACUCAAACUUCCUCUUUCCUUUAUAAUCGACAUAAUGAUCAAAUAAAUUCUAUGUAUGUAUUGUAAGAUUAAUUAUACAUUCUUACAGUUAAUAAAUUGCCGUACAUCAUAUUUGUAUUUAAAAGUUAAUACAUUUAUUUUUAUAUAAUGAA
Cimex lectularius (bed bug) is the source of this 2090-nucleotide messenger RNA. Its product is annotated as peptidyl-prolyl cis-trans isomerase FKBP8. Lineage: Eukaryota; Metazoa; Arthropoda; Insecta; Hemiptera; Cimicidae. Bases 479 to 1663 code for a protein of 394 amino acids. The transcript has a single exon. Gene Ontology annotation, molecular function: protein binding; peptidyl-prolyl cis-trans isomerase activity. The record is from RefSeq and is a predicted model, not a curated record.